Messenger RNA from Rhagoletis pomonella (apple maggot), 339 nucleotides. RefSeq lists its product as uncharacterized. The annotation marks the transcript as partial. Lineage: Eukaryota; Metazoa; Arthropoda; Insecta; Diptera; Tephritidae. The transcript has a single exon. Gene Ontology annotation, molecular function: nucleic acid binding. The record is from RefSeq and is a predicted model, not a curated record.
AUGGCUGACUUGCCUAAGGAUCGCAUUGCGGCCUCACGCGCCUUUAUUGUCACUGGUGUAGACUAUUGUGGGCCGUUCUAUUAUAAGCCAGAAAUGCGUAACAAGUCCCCUCAGAAAUGUUACGUUAGCGUUUUUAUCUGCUUCGCAACAAAAGCCGUCUGGAUGGAGUUAGUGAAGGACUUAUCGACCAGCGCCUUUAUCGACGCUCUAAAGAGAUUUGUUGCUACUCGUGGCGUACCCAGCUGCAUUUGGUCAGAUAAUGCAACAAACUUCGUAGGCGCAAGAAACGAGUUGAGUGAUUUGCGACGCCUAUUUUUCAGCGAGGAGCAUCGCAGCGAG